AUCACGUAGGGAGCGGCGCGCAACCCCGAACGCGCCGGACCCGGGCUCGGGGGCGCGCACGCCGUGCGUCCCAGCUCGCUCGGGAUUCUCGCCUGGCAACGCCGGGGAAGGCCGACCGUUUGGGCCGCCAUGUUCUCCUUCGCGGCGCUCCGGGUUCGGGCGGCUGGCCUCACCGCCCCGUGGGUUGUCCAAUUUGUUUGCAUAAAAACUUAUGGACGACAUAUAAGAAAUGUACAUAAGACAGUUGUGCAAAAUGGAGCUGGAGGAGCCUUAUUUGUGCACAGAGAUACUCCCGAGAAUAACCCAGAUACUCCAUUUGAUUUCACACCAGAAAACUAUAAGAGAAUAGAAGCAAUUGUAAAAAACUAUCCAGAAGGACAUAAAGCAGCAGCUGUGCUUCCAGUUCUGGAUUUAGCCCAAAGACAGAAUGGAUGGUUGCCCAUCUCUGCUAUGAACAAGGUUGCAGAAGUUUUACAAGUACCUCCAAUGAGAGUAUAUGAAGUGGCAACUUUUUAUACUAUGUAUAACCGAAAACCAGUUGGAAAGUAUCACAUACAAGUCUGCACUACUACACCUUGCAUGCUUCGUAACUCUGACAGCAUACUCGAGGCCAUUCAGAAAAAACUUGGAAUAAAAGUUGGGGAGACAACACCUGACAAACUUUUCACUCUUAUAGAGGUGGAAUGUUUAGGAGCCUGUGUAAAUGCACCAAUGGUUCAAAUAAAUGACAACUACUAUGAGGAUCUGACACCUAAGGAUAUUGAAGAAAUUAUUGAUGAACUCAAGGCUGGCAAAAUGCCAAAACCUGGACCAAGGAGUGGACGCUUCUCAUGUGAGCCAGCUGGGGGUCUGACCUCUUUGACUGAACCACCCAAAGGGCCUGGCUUUGGUGUGCAAGCAGGCCUUUAAUUUAUAUUCAACUGUAAAUAUAUUGUUGGAGAAUAAAGUAUGAAUCACCUGUGUA
Messenger RNA from Condylura cristata (star-nosed mole), 964 nucleotides. It is a transcript of the gene NDUFV2, whose product is annotated as NADH dehydrogenase (ubiquinone) flavoprotein 2, 24kDa. Gene Ontology annotation, molecular function: NADH dehydrogenase activity. The record is from RefSeq and is a predicted model, not a curated record. Gene Ontology annotation, biological process: mitochondrial electron transport, NADH to ubiquinone. The transcript has 9 exons. Bases 130 to 909 code for a protein of 259 amino acids. Lineage: Eukaryota; Metazoa; Chordata; Mammalia; Eulipotyphla; Talpidae.